GGUGAAUUUGUCACAUGCUGUCUAUGCUUGGUAAAUGUCAAGGUUGUGAAUUUACUAUCUGCAAAUAUUUUCUAAAAAGAAAUGGCUUCAAAGAAGGCUUUAUUUAUUUGUCUGGGAAAUAUUUGCCGGUCGCCGAUUGCGGAGGCAGUGUUUAUCGAUGAAGUAAAGAAAUCCAAUCAAGAAUCGAAUUGGGAAAUCGAUAGCGCAGCGAUUGGAUCAUGGCAUGUUGGAAAAGAUCCAGAUCGUCGCGCAUUGGCUACAAUGAAAAAGCAUAAUCUGGCAUACAACAACAAAGCAAGACAAAUUCAAAAAGACGAUUUUAAACAUUAUGAUUACAUCUUUGGAAUGGAUGAACAAAAUAUUGCCGAUUUAAAGAGUCGCUGCCCAAAAGAUGGAACCGCCAAAAUUUUAAUGCUCGGCGAUUUUGAUCCAGAAGGCGAUCGCAUUAUCAGGGAUCCAUACUAUGAUGAUGGUUCGGAAGGAUUUGAAAAAUGCUAUGUACAAUCCGUACGAUGUUGUAAAGCAUUUUUGGAACAAGUUGCUCAAAAUUAAAAUUUAAAUUUGAACGCUUUGGAUUAAAAUACCGUGCUGAAUGGUUGUUGUAUCAAAGCGGAACACAGCGUUUUUUUAACAUAGAUUUGUUGUUGUAAUACAACAAGGUGUUCCGCUUUAAUAUAACAACCAUUCUGUACGUUGUUUUUAUUUUAGAGCGUUCAAUUGUUCAAAACUAAAAUACUUUCAAGACAAAUGAAUGUAAAUUUGUUGGUAAAAUUGUGUUUUAAUCAAAAACAAAAUUUUUUUUACGAAGAGUGAGAGAAUUAAAAAUCGAUAUUCAUGCAUA
This is a messenger RNA of Contarinia nasturtii (swede midge), 841 nucleotides long. Its product is annotated as low molecular weight phosphotyrosine protein phosphatase 1-like. The record is from RefSeq and is a predicted model, not a curated record. The transcript is spliced from 3 exons. Lineage: Eukaryota; Metazoa; Arthropoda; Insecta; Diptera; Cecidomyiidae. Gene Ontology annotation, biological process: protein dephosphorylation. Gene Ontology annotation, cellular component: cytoplasm. Gene Ontology annotation, molecular function: non-membrane spanning protein tyrosine phosphatase activity; acid phosphatase activity. The coding region runs from base 82 to 552 and encodes 156 amino acids.